Messenger RNA from Dioscorea cayenensis subsp. rotundata (Guinea yam), 1661 nucleotides. RefSeq names its product hydroquinone glucosyltransferase-like. The transcript has a single exon. The record is from RefSeq and is a predicted model, not a curated record. NCBI's taxonomy places the organism in Eukaryota, Viridiplantae, Streptophyta, Magnoliopsida, Dioscoreales, Dioscoreaceae. The coding region runs from base 126 to 1535 and encodes 469 amino acids. Gene Ontology annotation, molecular function: UDP-glycosyltransferase activity.
UCAUGGGUGAACUAAACAAAUUUCACAGAUUUCACUUCACCUUAAGUUUUCUCCAUUAUAUAUUGACACACCAUCGUCCACUUCUCUCCAUCCUCAGUCUCUAGCUAGUUACAAUCCCAUCAACCAUGGAAGGUGAUAGCGAAGCUGUUCGAGUAGCAAUCUUACCAGCACCCGGCAUGGGCCACUUAAUUCCCCUCGGCGAGCUCGCCAAGCUGCUCGUCACCCACCACUCCAUCUCCGUCACCUUCAUCACCUUCGCCGAGUCUGCUUCCAAAGCUCAGAAGGCCUUCCUCGAUGCCCUCCCUUCAACAAUCACCUCCCUCCAGCUCCCUCCCGUUUCUCUCACCGACCUCCCUUCCGACACCCAUGUCGAGACUCGCAUGUCCAUCGCCACCGACCGUUCCCUUCCCGCCGUCCGCAACAUCCUCCGUAACCUACAACAAAGCACUCGUCUUAUAGCCUUCAUCGUCGACCUUUUCGCCACCGAUACGUUCACUGUUUCCAAAGAACUUGGCAUACCUUCCUUCUUGUUCUACACUUCCAACUUGUUUUCCCUUUCCCUAAUUCUCCACUUGCCAGAGUUGGAUGCUUCCACGACGUGCGAGUACCGGGACCUGCCGGAACCGCUGCAGCUUCCAGGUUGCGUGCCUGUGCUCGGUUCCGAUCUGCUUCAUCCUUUGCGAGACCGGUCCAACGACAGUUACAAGUGGAUGGUCCACCAUGGCAAGCGUUACCGAGACGCAGACGCAAUUCUCGUCAAUACCUUCAAAGACAUCGAGCCAGAAACGGCCAAGAUCAUUAACGAAGAAGACAACAAGUUGCCGCCGGUUUAUUUAAUCGGUCCACUAAUCCAGUCCUGCUCACCAGACAUCGAACUAGCCAACUGCUUAUCUUGGCUGGACAAACAACCAAAAGAGUCAGUGCUGUACGUGUCGUUCGGCAGCGGUGGCACGCUGACAUGCGCCCAGAUGAAAGAAUUGGCCUGCGGGUUAGAGAUGAGCGGGCAGAGAUUCUUGUGGGUGGUUCGGAGUCCGUCCGACACUGAAUGCGAUGCCAACUACUUCGAUUCGACGAGCGUCGACGACCCGGUUGCGUUUUUGCCAGAAGGGUUCGUGGAGAGAACUAAGGAGGUGGGUUUAUUGGUGCCGUCGUGGGCGCCGCAGUUGCAGGUGUUAGCGCACAGAGCGACGGGUGGGUUCUUGUCCCACUGCGGGUGGAACUCGACGCUGGAGAGUGUGAUGCAUGGCGUGCCCAUGAUCGCAUGGCCCUUGUAUGCGGAGCAGAGAAUGAAUGCUGUGAUGCUGACGGAAGGGGUGAAGGUGGCAUUGAGGCCGGGUGCGGCGGCGGAUGGGAUUUAUAAGAGUGAGGAGAUAGCAAAGGUUGUGAAGGCGUUGAUGGAAGGGGAGGAAGGGAAGGAGGUGAGAGAGAAGACGAAGGAGCUUCAAGAAGGUGGAACUAGAGCACUAAUGGAAGACGGGGAGUCUUGCAAAGUCAUCACAGAAUUGACCAAUAGGUUGAGGUCCACCAUCACUUGAUGUUCUUGAUAUAUGGAGGUCUCAUGCGAGCUUAUCUAAAAUCUAAGAUAACUUUUUCCUUUAUCCAUUAUUUAUGUAACAUUUAAAAAGCUCGUCCAUGUUAUUUAAUAAAUUAUAAUUGAUCUA